Molecule: messenger RNA, 1177 nt
Organism: Lactuca sativa (garden lettuce)
Lineage: Eukaryota; Viridiplantae; Streptophyta; Magnoliopsida; Asterales; Asteraceae
Product: 25.3 kDa vesicle transport protein SEC22-1
Biological process (GO): retrograde vesicle-mediated transport, Golgi to endoplasmic reticulum; endoplasmic reticulum to Golgi vesicle-mediated transport
Molecular function (GO): SNAP receptor activity
Source: RefSeq, a predicted model, not a curated record
AAUCAAUAAAUUUAUUUGUUGCAUUUUCUUUUUGCGUUUCAUCUUACAGUCAUCUAUCUCUUCUUGAAGGACAAGAAAUCAUCCCCAAUUUUCAAAUCGUCCUUCCAAAACCCUAUAAUUUGAUUUGAUCUGUUUCUACGGAGUUUAUUCAUUCUUGUAAACCUCGCCACCGAUCAAUGUACAUUAAGGAACUCUAAGCCGGAAAGAUUGGUUCAUCUAUUCGCAUGAUAAAUACUUGACAAAAAUUUCAGGUGAGGUGACAGCUUCUGUAAGGGGAUAAAAUGGUGAAGCUGACAAUGAUUGCUCGUGUGACAGAUGGGCUUCCACUAGCUGAAGGACUUGAUGAUGGGCGUGAUAUGCAAGAUGCAGAGUUUUACAAACAGCAAGUUAAAGCUUUGUUCAAGAACCUUUCAAGAGGACACAAUGAAGCCUCUCGGAUGUCUGUUGAAACUGGCCCUUACAUUUUCCACUAUAUUAUUGAAGGGCGAGUAUGUUAUUUGACAAUGUGUGAUCGUUCUUACCCAAAGAAGCUGGCUUUCCAAUACCUUGAAGAUCUCAAGAAUGAAUUUGAGCGUAGCUAUGCCAAUCAAAUCGAAACUGCAGCAAGACCUUACGCUUUUAUAAAAUUUGAUACAUUUAUACAGAGGACCAAGAAAUUGUACCAGGACACCAGAACUCAAAGGAAUAUUUCAAAGCUGAAUGAUGAACUUUAUGAAGUACACCAGAUCAUGACACGUAAUGUUCAGGAAGUUCUUGGUGUUGGUGAAAAAUUGGACCAGGUGAGUCAAAUGUCGAGCCGAUUAACCUCAGAAUCUCGGAUCUAUGCUGAGAAAGCAAGAGAUUUAAAUCGACAGGCAUUGAUCAAGAAAUAUGCUCCUUUUGCAAUUGUGGUUGGGGUGGUUAUUAUACUCUUCUGGGCCAAAAACAAGAUAUGGUGAUGAUGACAUGGCAUCUUUAAUCUCAGGAAACAUUUUUAUUUUAAUGUAUUCCAUUGUUUCAGGGGGCCCAAGUUACUUAAUAACUUUGAGUUUAGAUUAUAUGGAGGCUGUUGUGUUAUGGCACCCAAAUGUUGUAGGUAAAACUAAAAGAAAAUAUUUAUCUCAUUUUGUUGUGGAUUGAGAUUCAUAUUGAUGGAUUUAUAUAUAUAUAUACUGAAACUUCUUUUGGUGUUGUGUAA